CAUUUAAAUUUAUAAGUAAUGUAUAUCGUAUGAUAUAUCGGUAUGAAUUCUUCGACAGAUUCCCAUGAACACAAGAAAGAAACAGUUAGAUUUAUACAGAAUUUGGCUCAUACCGAUGGCAAGCUAAGAUCACCAAUCGAUUUGAACAUCAGCUAUAUGAACGUCGUGAAUCUAAAUCCUAUACAGUGGGUCAAUUAUAAUGUCACGCCAAAAAAAUUAAAACUCAGUAACACUGGAUAUACUGUCAUGCUUAGUGCAACAUGGCGUGAAGAAGAGCCGUAUUUGUAUGGUGGCCCUUUUAUCAGCAGUUAUGUUUUUUCACAGCUUCAUUUUCAUUGGGGUAAAACCGAUAUGGACGGCAGUGAACAUCAUGUUGACGGUGGAAGCAUGCCAAUGGAACUACAUGCAGUGCAUUAUAAGAGUGAUUACGGUACUCAAAUAGCGGCUCUUCGUCAACAUGAUGGUGUUACUAUAUUAGUGUACUUAUUCCAGCUACAGGCAGCGCCUAAUCCACUUCUGGAUGAUAUCAUAAACACAUUACCCUUUAUCCAAGCAGCUCAUUCUUCCAUCCGUUUAAUACCUUUUCCUAUAAUAAAUAUUAUGCGAUGCUUUCAACGUGAUUACUUUGUUUAUUGGGGUUCCAUAACCAUGACAAAUAUUAGAAAUAGCGUACUUUGGCUAAUAAGCAGAGAACCAUUAGGAAUAUCCAUUGAUCAAAUUGCAGAGUUUCGAACGUUAUGUGACGAACGUAAAAUGCCAAUUUUAACAAAUCGUCAGCCAUUACAGGAACGAGGUGAUAGAAAUGUUAUCCAUGUAUGUCCUAGUGGAUCCAGAUAUGCAACGCUUCUACCAAUUUCACGUGAUGGUGAUAAUAAAUAUAUUCAUCAAGACGAUGUCGAUAACAGCGAUAACAGAUAA
This is a messenger RNA of Cyphomyrmex costatus, 918 nucleotides long. RefSeq names its product carbonic anhydrase 1. Gene Ontology annotation, molecular function: zinc ion binding; carbonate dehydratase activity. Gene Ontology annotation, cellular component: cytoplasm. The transcript has 6 exons. Bases 43 to 918 code for a protein of 291 amino acids. Lineage: Eukaryota; Metazoa; Arthropoda; Insecta; Hymenoptera; Formicidae. The record is from RefSeq and is a predicted model, not a curated record.